UAAAUGGGAGAGGGCGAUACAGAAAUAUGGCGACAUGGCGACUAAUAAGUAAAAACAGUGGAAGCAGUAGAUUUCUGUUUCUCGUUACUGAUAACAGUAGAGCGAUACGAAAGCACGAGAUAACAAUAGUUCCAUAAUGGCAUGAACAUCAUAACUUACGAUUGCGGGGUUAAAACUGGUAGGGUCUUGCGCACCAUCACCCCGUCUCGUUGGAGUAGACGUCGUGCGAUACGGCUACUCCCAUCGGUGUGUCUUGUGCGGUAGAUACGCAGAUCGGUGUAUUGACGGUCUUGUCGACGAACCAUGUAGUCUCGUGACGGCAUGGCAUCGGAGCAGCAAAGACGGUACUGCUGGGUGUGCUUCGCUUCGGAGGACGAGGAUCAGGAAGCAACCUGGGUACAGCCCUGCCGAUGCCGUGGCAGCACGCGCUGGGUGCACCAGGCUUGCUUGCAACGAUGGAUCGACGAAAAACAAGGGGGCCAAAGUGGAGUGCGCGUGACAUGCCCCCAGUGUGGCACGGCUUACGUGCUGCAAUGGCCUCCUGCGGGCGGCGCAGCAGCGUUACUGGAACUCCUUGACGAAGGCGUUGGACGUGCCUGUCCACUGCUCGCUGGUAUCUUACUGCUCGCUUCUUUGUACUGGUCAGCCAUUACAUACGGGGCCCUGACCGUUCUGCAAGUGCUGGGCCCACGCGACGGGUUGCAAUGGCUGGAACAAGGCGAUCCACUCCUGCUGCUUGUCGCGCUUCCAAGCAUACCUGCGGCCCUUCUGUUGGGUCGUGCACUUCCCUGGGACCGAUGUUUGUACAGUUUCCUCCAUCAGCACCCGCUGCCAGGACACCGUCAGGUUGUGGAGCCCGAGCCACCGGGACCUCCAGCUCUGAACGCUGCAACAGGGGCAUCGCGUCUCGUCCUGGGUGCUCUGGCGCUUCCAACAGCUGCAACGCUGGCAGGACGUCUUCUCUUUCGUCGUGUACUGCCAACUGGACUUACUCGUACACUACUCGGCGGACUGGUCUUCGUCGUGCUCAAGGGUGUGCUUCGCGCGUUUUUAGCGAGACAGCGAAGGCAACGUCGUAGUCGCCGUAAGGUACUGGACUUCGACAGUGAAUCCUAGUUCUGAAAGCUGCAUAUUGCGUCACGUUUUCAAGUGCUUCCACUGUUCACACCCUGUUAUACAUUUUAGAAUUUAAGCACUUUGGUCGCGCAAGGUAGCGGCUCAUUACUGACCCAUGUGAUGGUGUUCUAGUUCACGGAUGUAUUUCUAUGCGGACCUUGAGAAACAUUGCAGCCAUUUUAAUAAAUAGCAUCACCAAUA
Molecule: messenger RNA, 1317 nt
Organism: Ornithodoros turicata
Lineage: Eukaryota; Metazoa; Arthropoda; Arachnida; Ixodida; Argasidae
Product: E3 ubiquitin-protein ligase MARCHF5-like
Exons: 2
Coding region: 322-1116 (264 amino acids)
Biological process (GO): regulation of mitochondrial fission; protein polyubiquitination
Cellular component (GO): mitochondrial outer membrane
Molecular function (GO): zinc ion binding; ubiquitin protein ligase activity
Source: RefSeq, a predicted model, not a curated record